AAAGAAACAGGAUUACAACUCAAGUACACAUUGUUUGGGAAACCUGAGACGGUAACUUAUAAAUAUGCACAUAAGCUGUUGGAAAAUUAUGCAUUUGAAAUUAGUGGACAAAACUUACCUAAUAGAAAGAUUUACGGUAGGCUUUUGGAAAGCAAUAUAGCAGGUGCUAAUAGAUAUGGCUGGACCUCAAUUCUAGUAAGAACUGGUGUAUUUACAGGAGACAAUCAUCUAUUAAAUCCAGCAAAAUAUGUAGCUGAUAAUAUUUUACAAGCUGUAGAGUGGAUGUUUUAUCAAGAAGAAAAGUCUG
This is a messenger RNA of Racocetra persica, 307 nucleotides long. NCBI's taxonomy places the organism in Eukaryota, Fungi, Glomeromycota, Glomeromycetes, Diversisporales, Gigasporaceae. The record is from the annotation of a GenBank genome assembly.